CAAAACACAAUACACAGUUUCAACCUAGAAAGAAAGAAAAGAACAUGUGAUCCAAUCUUGUUUUAAGUUUAUGUAUAGUUUUUGUUCUUUUAAAUAGUGCAAAAUUUAUCUCUCACUGCUUUAGUUUAUUCUUCUCUUUCCUUCUUUCUUCCUCCUUUUCUUUCUUUCUCUGUGUUUGAUACUAUCAAGGGUUCUUUGUAUUUUGUCAAAUAUUUCUGGAUCGUUGAUCUUGUUGAUUCAUCUUCACCAGAGAUUAAUUGGUUCUUUUUUUUUUUUCUAUCUUUACUUGAUUCCCAGUUUGGAAUUGCAUCUAAUUCUCUCUUGCUACACCUUCUCAUUUCCCUCAUCUUAUCAUCUCUCCUGCAAGGCUACAACUCUAUUUUUCUUAACCAAAAUUUGUGAAAGAUAAGUUAUGGCAAGGUAACAAGUAGAAAGAACCCGGUUGAGGCAGCUAUAGCAAUUAGCAAACCAUUUUCUUUCUUGUUGACUUCUUUCUUUAAUUGAACUUUCUGAAGUCUGAUCACAAAACCCUGAAAUUAAGUUGUUAGAAGAAAGUAAAAGGUCCACCGAUUCGGGUCUUUUGAUCUUCUGUUUUCUUACUUGUUUUUUUAAUUCAAUUUGCAACCAUGGCGAAUCCUUGGUGGGCUAAUCAAGUGAGUCUACCAGGCAUGGACCAGGCAGGCAAUUCACCAGCCUUAAACAAACGUGAUCUUGAAAUUUCGAUGAACGACACAAUCAAAAAUAGAAGCACAGGCCAAGGGGAUGAAGAUGAAGAUAAAGACACCGGCGACGAGCCUAAAGAAGGGGCAGUUGAGGUCGGUAACAGAAGACCCAGAGGCCGUCCUCCAGGCUCCAAAAACAAGCCCAAACCACCCAUUUUUGUCACAAGGGACAGCCCAAACGCGCUCCGUAGCCAUGUCAUGGAAGUUGCAAGUGGUACUGAUGUAGCUGAAAGUAUAGCCCAAUUCGCUCGGAGACGACAACGGGGGGUUUGUGUUCUUAGCGGCAGUGGCUCCGUAGCUAACGUUACACUAAGACAACCAGCAGCACCAGGAGCCGUGGUUGCGCUCCAUGGAAGGUUCGAAAUCUUGUCUUUGACUGGGGCUUUUCUGCCUGGACCAGCUCCACCAGGCUCAACGGGGCUCACUGUAUACCUAGCUGGUGGUCAAGGACAAGUUGUUGGAGGAAGUGUUGUAGGUUCACUGAUCGCAGCAGGGCCUGUUAUGGUCAUUGCAGCAACGUUUUCCAACGCAACUUAUGAAAGAUUGCCCAUAGAAGAUGAUGAAGAAGCUGGUAGUGCUGGCCAUGGAGGUCACAUCCAAGGAGGAUCAACCAAUUCUCCGCCAGCAAUCGGAAGUAGCGGCCAUCAAACAGGUCUGCCUGAUCCGUCUUCACUUCCAAUAUACAAUUUGCCACCAAAUAUGCUCUCCAAUGGAGGGCAACUAGGGCAUGAGGUCUACGCUUGGGCUCAUGGGCGGCCGCCUUACUAAUAAAUGAGAGCAUCUUUAUAUAUAAAAGAGUGAUGAGACUUAAUUUUCUUUGAUCUUAGAAAAAUGUUGUGUUUGUAUUUAAAGAUAGAGAUUGGUAGAAAAUAGGAAAAACAAGGAGAUUGUGUGAUCUCAUUGUAUAUUAAACUCUCUCCCUUGCCUUUGCUUUUCUUUUCUGUUUGCAAUAAAAGAAGAUUUUAGAGAGUUCUCCUUUAAACUGUUUUUCCCCAUAUCCUGCAAUAUAAAUUAUUG
Messenger RNA from Durio zibethinus, 1739 nucleotides. Its product is annotated as AT-hook motif nuclear-localized protein 20-like. Gene Ontology annotation, molecular function: DNA-binding transcription factor activity; minor groove of adenine-thymine-rich DNA binding. Gene Ontology annotation, cellular component: nucleus. NCBI's taxonomy places the organism in Eukaryota, Viridiplantae, Streptophyta, Magnoliopsida, Malvales, Malvaceae. The record is from RefSeq and is a predicted model, not a curated record.